Messenger RNA from Exophiala oligosperma, 2474 nucleotides. RefSeq lists its product as uncharacterized. Gene Ontology annotation, molecular function: DNA binding; DNA-binding transcription factor activity, RNA polymerase II-specific; zinc ion binding. The transcript is spliced from 6 exons. Lineage: Eukaryota; Fungi; Ascomycota; Eurotiomycetes; Chaetothyriales; Herpotrichiellaceae. The record is from RefSeq and is a predicted model, not a curated record. Bases 1 to 2379 code for a protein of 792 amino acids. Gene Ontology annotation, biological process: regulation of DNA-templated transcription; DNA-templated transcription.
AUGUCUCGCGUCUUGUCUUUUGAAUCUUCCCCCAAUACGACGCCGUCUCAUCCCAAGAGAAGGGCACCGGUGGCAUGCACGGCCUGCCACGCGAGAAAAGUCCGCUGCAACGUCGUUUCAAGUGGAAGACCAUGCUUCAAUUGCCAACAGGAUCAGAGUGUCUGUGUUCUUCACGUGUCGGCCAGGGGUAGGCAUAAACGCCCCAGAAAAGGAGAGAGGGGAACGACGACGACCGGCGGCCAAACCACCCCCAACGACACCACCACCACUGUCCCCAACAACGACAACAAUCACCCCAAUACUCCUCCUACUACUAAUGUGCAUGAUGAAGAAGAACCGAGACGUCUCCGCUCGCCUGUUGCUGCUGUUAUGUCUGUUGGAACUUCUUCAACAAACAUCGGCCAUAACAAUCAUACUGCAGCACCGCCAUCGUCGAUACCAUCACAUACGUCACACCCCGAGGAGACACCCUUUGACCGUCCCAGUAGCGUCGAGGCAGAGGAUUUUGAAUCCAACGUGGCAGGCUACAGGCACAUUGUUGAUCAUCAGGUAGCAGGUCACGGCGCCAGAACGCACAUCUACGUUGGGGAAACUCAAGGCAUGAGAUUCAUCUUCAACGCCGUCAAGGAUAGCAAAAUCGCCUCUUGUGCACAUUACGUGGUCCCACCGGCGAACAAGGCCACACUGGCCCCGGAGGAUCUCGCAUUUCUUCAAGCAAAGGGAGCCUUUGAGAUCGAAAGUGAGGAUUUGCUAGGCGAAUUGAUCACUCUAUACUUUCGACACGUUCAUCCACUGUUGCCCGUCAUCGACCCUUAUGCCUUUUUCAAACAGUAUGAGCAACAGCUCCGGGACGGAGGACCUUCACCGUCAUCACAACUCAGCCUCUUACUUCUUCAGAGCAUGUUUCUCGCAGCGAGUAGUUACAUCUCUCCUCAAGGUUUAAAACGAUCAGGAGCACCUUCAAUAGUUGCUCUUAAAAGAAGAUUCUAUCUUCGUGCCAAGCUACUAUACGAUUUCGAAUACGAAGCCGACAAGACCUGCCUGGUCCAAUCGGUAUUGCUGAUGGGGUUUUGGUUUGGCAACACACACGACAGGGUCGACAGUUGGCACUGGAUCGGGGUCGCCAUCAACCUGGGCCAGGCUCUCGGAUUCCACAGGGACCCAGGGAGGAGCAACAUUCCACUUUCCACCCGACGUCUCUGGCGUAGGGUCUGGUCGUGUUGUGUCUAUCGUGAUCGUUAUGUCGCUUUGGGUAUGGGUCGGCCGUGCCGGAUCGUGGCCGAGGAUUGUGAUGUCCCGGAUGUCUCACUGGACGACUUCAAGACCGACCCUGCCUUGUUAUCGGAUCUCAGUGCGGGAGCCGCCACGACGGUACAAGAUUGUGAACAAGUCUCACCCAUAUUUUUGGAAUUGCUGCAGGCGACCAAAAUCAUGGGCCAUGCGCUCAAUUGUCUGUACCGUCCCUCUCUCAAAGUCCCUCCACCCACGACGGCAGACUUUCAAACCCUCGAUUCAGAACUACAAAACUGGUACGCAAACUUGGCUCCCAUGUGUCGAACUGAAGCCAUCUCCCUGGAUACCGGCCCAGGAGAAUCAUCCCAGGUCGCAAAGGUCCACAAGUACUUUGUUCACAUCACGUAUCACGUACUCACCAUCUUAAUAUACAAGCCACUCGUCUUCAACAAAAAGGCGCCCAUGGCUUUGGCAGGGAACUAUGAUGAAGACUCUGCUGUUGCUGCUGCUGCUGCUGCUGCUGCAUGGGAUAGGUGUCUGGCUUCGGCAUCGGCUGCUACUGACAUCCUGAGGAGUCUGGCUGAGGAAGAUUUGGUCAGCGCUCUACCACCUGAAAGUGCAACGAUACUCAUCAUCGUUCUCUCAAUCCUCUUUCUUCAUCGGUUGUGGAGCUCGGGAUUCAAGCAACACCUGGCCUCUCAAAAGGUCGACCUCGCACUCCUCAUUCUGAGAGAACUCCAACAGAAAUACCUCGCGGCCCGUUUCAUUUCCGCCUACUACACCGCCGCAUUCCAAAAGAUCCCACAAGAGGCCGCUCAGGGAACGUGUCAGAUCGUGCCUCCCGCGUGGGCCGGGCCCGCAUCGAGUGGUGGUGGUGGUGGAGGAGGAGGAGGAGGAGGGGGAGGAGGAGCCAUACCUGAGAACGCUUCGGAAAACAUACAGUCUCAGAUGGACCACCACCUUCAAGACCAGUCGGGGAGUGCAGCAGUAGAUGCUCCGGUUAAUAACCACAAUGAAGUCUAUCCCUUCAACGGCAAUACACUGUCACCGAGUCUGAUCUUCCCGGAUAGCGACUUCUUCUGGGACUAUGACUUGACGGAAAUUAUGGGUCAGAAUUUUGCAGAGGACUUUUCUACAGACCUCUAGUUGACUCGACAGGCUACAUACAGCCUUGGCUACGUACUACUUCAGUAGUUAUUCCUGACUUAGGUGAUGAGCUAAAUAUCAGCCCUCUAGUCAAC